Molecule: messenger RNA, 782 nt
Organism: Galleria mellonella (greater wax moth)
Lineage: Eukaryota; Metazoa; Arthropoda; Insecta; Lepidoptera; Pyralidae
Gene: mRpS10
Product: 28S ribosomal protein S10, mitochondrial
Exons: 3
Coding region: 202-723 (173 amino acids)
Cellular component (GO): mitochondrion; mitochondrial small ribosomal subunit
Source: RefSeq, a predicted model, not a curated record
AAGCUUAAUAUUGUGACUCUAUUCUGUGAUCGAAAUAAAAAAAAAAAUUGUAUAGGUUAUAAAUGUUCCCAAUGUUUUGCAAUAUCUUCAUUAAUUAGUAUAUAUCAAAUGUUACUCUCAUUGAACGAUUAAGUUAUUUAUUAUUGUUGUUAUUUUAGGUUGGUUUAGUGUAUAUAUUACUCGAUCGUCAUCCGCUACAUUAUGAAUGUGGCCAAGAGGUUGUUUAGAUUAGCACCUGCUAUUCGAAGUACAGUAUCGCCAAACUUUGUUGCAUUGCGGUGUUUGUCCACCCCACCAGUAACUUCUGUACCAUCACAAAUUCAGGAUAAUGUACUUUCUACGAUCGAAUUGGAUAAAUUAUAUAAGAGAGUGGAGCUUGAAAUGAGAGGCAUUGACCCUGCUGUACUACUUAGUUAUUCAUGGUUUUGUGUAGCAGCUGCUUCACACUUGGGCAUUGAAGUUACAAAGAAUUGGGCGUUAAGAAAAGCAGAGAAGGAGAGACAUACUCUUUUAAGAUGUGUUCACAUUUAUAAAAAACAUAAAGUCCAGUAUGAAAUCAGAACAUAUUUCAGAUUCAUACACCUGCAGCGUCUUACUGGAUCCACAUGUGAUACAUAUUUGGAAUAUAUUCAGAGGAAUUUACCAGAAGGUUGUGCUUUAAAAGUUACUAAAAUUGAAUGUCAGAAAAUUCCUGAUCAUAUAACACCCCCAAUUGCUGAAUAAUUAUAAUUGUGUUGUUCUAGUUUAGAUAUAGAUAAGUAAAUUAAAAAAUAUAUACAGUA